UCUAGUGCAGAGGAUUUCACCAGGUAUUUGGAAAGAGACCCUAGACAAGUGUGGAGAGCUGUGGAAGACACGACUUUUUCUCUGGUCUUUCAGACAAGUAGUGUCUCCAGGAUGAUGAGUUACUAUAUGGACACAACCCUGGGAAACCCAGCCCCUUAUCCUCUGCCUCGUUCAGGAGUGAUGAGGCAGGGCACUGUCAAUUCCUAUGAAGAUCCUUGGAUGACCUGUGGGUUUCAGUCCACCUGCUACCAGCAAAGGAUUUGCUACCCAGUCUGGGAUGAGUCAGCCAUUCAGGAAGUUCCCACUGGCUUAGAGCACUACAACACCGAUAUGGAAUGUGCAGAUGUGCCUUUGUUAACCCCGAGCAGUAAAGAAAUGAUGUCGCAGGCACUGAAGGCCACUUUCAGCGGCUUUGCAAAAGAGCAGCAGCGACUGGGAAUCCCCAAAGACCCCCAGCAAUGGACGGAGACUCACGUGCGAGACUGGGUGAUGUGGGCCGUGAAUGAGUUCAGUCUGAAAGGAGUGGAUUUCCAGAAGUUUUGCAUGAAUGGAGCUGCCCUCUGCGCUCUGGGCAAGGACUGCUUCAUUGAGCUAGCACCUGACUUUGUGGGAGAUAUUCUCUGGGAACAUCUGGAGAUGCUGCAGAAAGAAGAAGCAAAGCCAUAUCCAGCUAAUGGAGUGAAUGCCGCAUACCCAGAAUCCCGUUAUACAUCCGACUACUUGAUUAGUUAUGGCAUCGAGCAUGCUCAGUGUGUGCCUCCAUCAGAGUUCUCUGAGCCCAGCUUUAUCACAGAAUCCUACCAGACCCUCCAUCCGAUCAGCUCCGAGGAGCUCCUGUCCCUCAAGUAUGAGAGUGACUACCCAGCAGUCAUCCUGCGUGACCCUGUCCAGACAGAUUCCCUGCAGACAGACUACUUCACGAUCAAGCAGGAAGUUGUAACCGCGGAUAACAUGUGCAUGGGGCGCACCAGUCGAGGUAAACUAGGGGGCCAGGACUCCUUCGAGAGCAUAGAGAGCUACGACAGCUGUGACCGCCUGACACAGUCCUGGAGCAGCCAGUCCUCCUUCCAGAGCCUUCAGCGUGUCCCCUCCUAUGACAGCUUUGACUCGGAGGACUACCCAGCGGCUCUGCCCAACCAUAAGCCCAAGGGUACCUUCAAGGACUAUGUUCGAGAUCGGGCUGACAUGAACAAGGACAAGCCUGUCAUUCCUGCUGCUGCCCUUGCUGGCUACACAGUAACUCCCACCCUGCCUGGCUGCGAAGGAAAGAUGAAGGAUGAAGCAGGUCACGAAGUGCCCAAGACGCUGACUGUCUCCAGAGGGGAAGAACAAAGGGCAAGCAGUGGACCCAUCCAGCUGUGGCAAUUCCUGUUGGAGCUGCUCACCGAUAAGUCCUGUCAGUCCUUUAUCAGCUGGACGGGUGAUGGCUGGGAGUUCAAGCUCUCUGAUCCAGAUGAGGUUGCCAGGCGGUGGGGCAAGAGGAAAAACAAGCCUAAGAUGAACUAUGAGAAGCUGAGCCGUGGCCUGCGUUACUACUAUGACAAGAACAUCAUCCAUAAGACAGCGGGCAAGCGCUAUGUGUACCGCUUCGUUUGCGACCUGCAGAGUCUGCUGGGCUACACGCCCGAGGAGCUCCAUGCCAUGCUGGACGUCAAACCUGAUGCCGAUGAGUGAACCCGACAAGUCAGACUGCGCAGAAGAUGCGUUCGUGCCAUUCUGGAGAUUCAGUGGGACUUUCCUUUUUUUGCUGUUUUUUGUUUUUUAAAUUUUAAAGAGCAACUCAAAAUUUGACCUUUGGAAGGGGAGGGGUGGCUGAAGGACUCGUGCUUUUUGCUGAAACUGACAAAGUUUGGUUUGGAGACGAGAAACAGGACUUUUGUCUGAAAGUUCUCAGUUGAGUUUUGAGGACAAAAUUCGGAGUCUUAAGGAAAGCCAGAAAAAUGUAGCUCACUUUUUUGUUUGUUUGUUUUAAACCCUCAGAAUAAUCUCUCCUCCACCAGUUCAAAAAAUUAACAAAAUGAUGCCCUCAGUUACUGUGUUCCCCACACCACAAACUGACAAGUCAGGAAGUGACAAGACCCCCCCAGGGUUUUUUGUUGGUGGGUGGGAGGCAAAGGGGCUGCGGGAUCUUCCUGUUUCAGGAGGGGAAGACAUAGGAAAAACAGGAACUGCUUGUCCUUGUUACAUUGCCUUUCUGUCAAUUGUUUUUUAUUCACACAAAAGGACAGAUUUUUGUUAGGAGGGAUCAAGACUUUUUUUUUUAAUUUGUUAAAAUUUUAUUUUAUUAAAUUUUGUGCCAGUAUUUUUUUUAAUAGUCUUAAGCUCUAAGAUGGUCUCAGUAUUGCAAUAUUGUAUGUGUUUGUUUCUGUUAUGCCAGCAGAGAUUUUUAUCAGUGUGGAAAGGAAAAAAAAAACCAAUUUAUGUAGACCCCACUGGAGGAGUGUAGUGCUAUGACUUAUGUGAAGGAAAAAUAAUUCCAAACUGGCUACUAGUAAUGCUGGGUAAAUGCUUUACCUCUGCAUUGAGUCCCAUGUGCUUUGCUCCAUUGUUUGUUGCUAAAAAAGCUGGUUGAACUAUCUUAAGACCUUGUUUUUUGGUCAAAAAUAUCUUUUUGCUGACAUCACCAUUUUAUGCAAA
Gavialis gangeticus (Gharial) is the source of this 2637-nucleotide messenger RNA. RefSeq names its product ETS proto-oncogene 1, transcription factor (gene ETS1). Gene Ontology annotation, biological process: cell differentiation; regulation of transcription by RNA polymerase II. Gene Ontology annotation, molecular function: sequence-specific DNA binding; DNA-binding transcription factor activity, RNA polymerase II-specific. The transcript has 11 exons. Bases 112 to 1674 code for a protein of 520 amino acids. The record is from RefSeq and is a predicted model, not a curated record. Gene Ontology annotation, cellular component: nucleus. NCBI's taxonomy places the organism in Eukaryota, Metazoa, Chordata, Crocodylia, Gavialidae.